This is a messenger RNA of Glossina fuscipes, 3041 nucleotides long. RefSeq names its product phospholipid scramblase 1 (gene scramb1). The transcript has 5 exons. Gene Ontology annotation, biological process: plasma membrane phospholipid scrambling. Gene Ontology annotation, molecular function: phospholipid scramblase activity. NCBI's taxonomy places the organism in Eukaryota, Metazoa, Arthropoda, Insecta, Diptera, Glossinidae. Gene Ontology annotation, cellular component: plasma membrane. Bases 1990 to 2892 code for a protein of 300 amino acids. The record is from RefSeq and is a predicted model, not a curated record.
CUUAUUAGUUUUCAAUAAAAAAUCAUUUUGGUAAAGAAAUGUCGUAACGAUAAGAUGCAACAUCUUUCGCUAAAUUGGCUGAAGGAUCAAGUAAACGGAUAUUCUUAAUAUCUAUUAAUAAACAAUUUUUAUAUAAAAAUCUGCAUUUAUAAUAGAUUUAGAAAUGUGAACGAUUAAAAAACCAAACAAGAAUUCUGCAGCAUAGUUGUUUAUUUAGAAAACUUUCCGUAUUCCGUAAUGGAUGUUAAGAUGCAAUGCUUUUACAAUGUUAUUGUUUCUUUUAUAAAGUGGGCACUUCCUUCUUAUUCUUGAAAUAGACAUAAGGUGGCAAAAUUUUCCAAUAAAUUUAAACAGAGGUAAGUGUUUAAAAAUCUCAUUGUGUCUUUGUAGAGAUACACACAUUUUGGCUGCUGUCUCUCUUGCAAAGUUUUCUUACUCUAUGUUAUGGUAAUAAAGAAAUAUUUUUUAAACGACUUUUAAGGGCUUAUUUUAUGUUGAUCAUGUUUUCACUUGAAAAAGGUAUUUAUUCAGAAAAAUUGGUAUAAUAUAUUGUUGCGGAAAUCCCAAACCCAGUUCAUUACAAUUAAUAAAGUCCCAAAUAAUAAAUUCCCUAGAAAGGGAAACCCCACAGAAAACGAUUACCGGGAAAGUAGGUUAAAGGAUUAAAAAUGAAACCAUGGACUUAGGUAAUAGUAACAUACUUCUAAAAAUGUAUAUAAGCAGACUAUUUGCGGAAGACAGAGUCAGUCGGACAAGAACCUUUGAGUCGAGAGAGAAUAUUUAGGUUGAGAAGUCGAGAGUACUGCCAAAGUAAAAUGUACAUAGUUCUAUCCUUAAACAAAAUGACUAUAAAUAAAAGAGUCUUGUAGUCCAUCAUUUUGUGCAACUUUCUCAUCUUCUUGGCAAUAUGGCCAAAUCGUGAAAGAAAUAUAUUAGUUUGGAAGCGAUCCACCCAUCGACCGUUUUCGCAUUUCCCUAGGAUUUUGCAACCGCGUGCCAGCGAAGAGAUAUUGUAUCCAUCUGAACAAGUGACAAUCAGGCGCUACUUCUGGUCAGUACGCUUCCUAAGGCAUAACUUCAGAGCCUUAUCAUGCACGAGAAUGACUUUUCGUCGGUCAGCCGAUAUUGCUGGUCCAACAAUACGUCAUUCUAUUUGAUCAAUUGACGUCGGCAGACGUCUGCAGUAAAAGUUUCAGCUCGGAAUAUACUACACCUUGCUCAUCCCACCAUAUGCACAGAAAAACUUUGUGACCAUGAAUACUCCGCUUCGGUGUCGAUGUGAAUGGCUCUACUGGACUAAACCAUGACCUUUCGCGCUUGGGAUUGUCCGCUUUCAUCGCCAAUCACAAUACGCCACAAAAACCUCUUCUAUUUUUGCCCAACAAGCUAUGAAACUGUGAUGGUUGAACGACUAGAAAUGGUAUUUUCAAUAAUUUUUUCUGAUAGUCAUUUUCCCCGGUCUUGGGAUCUCUCUGUUUCUUUAAUGUCGAAAAGCGAAUGGAAAAUCGUUAUGUUAGAUGGAGAAAUAUCAAAACCAUCGAAUAGAACCGUUGUGUACGUUGACACUUUGUCCUCGUUCACUUUCACCAAUAGAUGUAGCUGAUCAAAAUGCAUGUAAGCGCUUAUUAAUAUCAUAUAAGUUGAUCCAACCUUCCUAUUGAUUAGUUUGGCUUUGAUCUGAAGAUUGUUUUUAGCGGAAAAUUUUAACUUGUGUAUGAAAAAUAUCACUCGUAAUAAGGUAUUAAGAAUGUAUUGAUUUCCGCCAUGGUUAACAUACAAAGGUAUACACAAUUUAUGAAGUGGUAAAUAAAUAUGUAAACAACAUUAGUGAGAUAGUAUUUUUAUAUCUAAAGUCAAGGCAUUUCAAUUCGUUCAUGUUGUAUAUAUUGUUUUGCACUUGUCAUUUGUUUUUAUUAAUUUUUUUAAAACGGGACACUUACAAAAGUGCAAGGAUUUGGGCAAUCGCAUGGUUAUGCGCCUUUGCCACAAAUGUCGUACUCGCGAGAAACGAAUCCACAACUUGAUUAUACACAACAGCAAAUAUCUCAACAACCUGGUAUGCAACAAUUCUACAAUAAUGGUUUUGGUGGGCCGUUCCAACCAGGUUACGGUCAAUUGCCAGGACCGAUUGUGACUCAACCCGGAGUUCAGCCAGUACCCGGCCAGCCCACGGCUCAAUCAAGCGAUUGGAUGAUUAUGCCAGCUGGCAUACCGAAUUGUCCGCGAGGCUUGGAAUACCUUACGACUGUCGACCAACUUUUAGUUAAACAAAAAGUUGAACUAUUGGAAGCUUUUACCGGUUUCGAAACCAAUAAUAAAUUUUCGAUAAAAAAUGCACUUGGUCAAAAAGUGUACUAUGCCGUGGAAGAGAACGAUUGCUGUACGCGCAAUAUGUGUGGGCCAUCUCGUCCAUUUGACAUGAAAAUAUUUGAUAAUUAUCGUAACGAAGUAAUCCAUAUGCAUCGUCCUCUAGCAUGCUCUAGUUGCUUAUGUAUGUGCUGUUUACAAUCAAUAGAAGUAUCCGCUCCGCCAGGUAAUGUUAUCGGAUCCGUUGAACAGGAAUGGUCGAUAUGCGCUCCAUCAUUUCGUAUUAAAAAUCAACUUGAUGAAGUCGUUCUGCGCAUUGAGGGUCCAAUUUGCACAUUCUCACUAUGUGGUGAUGUGGAAUUUAACAUCAUGUCUCUAACUGGCGAAAAUAUUGGUAAAAUUUCUAAGCAAUGGUCUGGCUUGGCACGCGAAAUAUUUACAGAUGCAGAUUUUUUCGGUAUUACGUUCCCAUUGGACUUGGAUGUGCGUAUGAAAGCAGUACUAUUAGGAGCAACCUUUCUUAUAGAUGCCAUGUUCUUUGAAAAAUCCGGAAAUCGCGAAACCGACAGGCCAGGCAUGCUUUAAGUUUCCUAACUUAAGAUCAUGGAUUGAACAAAGAAAAUUAUAAUAUUUGCCUAUAAAAAUACAUUAAGAAAAAGUUGAACACAAAAUAACAAGUUAUCUUAAAAAUUAAUAUACCCGAUAUAUCUUUACAAUUACAUAUACAAUAACCG